Molecule: messenger RNA, 840 nt
Organism: Ostertagia ostertagi
Lineage: Eukaryota; Metazoa; Nematoda; Chromadorea; Rhabditida; Trichostrongylidae
Source: the annotation of a GenBank genome assembly
ACAGAUGCACUGUGGAGAACCGCUGAGCCAAGUGAACUCCUGCUCAAAUCGGACGAAAUUGCUGCGUUUUGUUUCAACGGCGAUCGUAAGCAGGCUUUAACACAUGGCAUAUACGAGCUUGACGAAGAGAAUAUGGUAAAGUCGCUGAGCUAUCGGUGUCAUUCUUCGAAAGAGCGCCCUGCUGUGGUUCUCGCUCUUCUUUUCCUACCGCCAUCAGUUUCAACUCGCUUUCUGUCGCUAUACUCCGUUUAUCCCAUUUCUCGGUGCACUUAUUACGGUGUUGACAGUGGCACGUUGGGUCUAAAGCUGUCACUAUUCUUCGAUGUGAUUAUGGCAACCUGCCUACCGGAGGCCGAAUUCGCCUCUAAUCACUUGGAGACCAACAAAUCGGACAGAAACUUCGAUCUACUGAAGCAGGCAAGGAGGGAAGUUUGGAAAAGGUUCCAUCUUCGCAAGUGUAGAGCAUACUGCUUACCGCUCGCUCAUUACGAAUACCUAGGGGAAAUUCCGAAUUCGGAUAUCAUCCUAUCAAAGCGAGAAGUUGUUGCUCAUCUGCAGAAAUCAAUUUUGUCACGAAUUUCUGCAAUGAUUCUAAAUGGCAGCCAGGAUUAUUCGACAGCUCUUCUAAAGACUUUGUUGGCCAUAAACUACAACUUUGUUGACGUCCAUAUUGACAUAUUAGCUGAGCUGGAGUCAUUGUGUUCGCAGAGUGUUCCACAUUGUGCUCGAGCUCUAAUGUUGACAGCUGAAUAUUUGGCAAUACGUGCUCGCGGCCGAGGAGGACUGCGGAGCGGUCCAGCUGCGAAUCCGGCAUUCACUCGCAUUUUCGAUCUGAUGAGA